Messenger RNA from Podarcis muralis (Common wall lizard), 5831 nucleotides. RefSeq names its product Rap guanine nucleotide exchange factor like 1 (gene RAPGEFL1). The record is from RefSeq and is a predicted model, not a curated record. Gene Ontology annotation, molecular function: guanyl-nucleotide exchange factor activity. Gene Ontology annotation, cellular component: plasma membrane. NCBI's taxonomy places the organism in Eukaryota, Metazoa, Chordata, Lepidosauria, Squamata, Lacertidae. Gene Ontology annotation, biological process: Ras protein signal transduction.
GAGGCGGCGAGGGAAAGAGACUGGCUGGCUGCUGCUUUGCGAGAGAAGCCUGCCGACUGGCGACUCCGCCUGCUUCUUUCCAGGCCAGGAGGCACGAAGAAGGAGGAGGGGGGUUCCUGCAGGAGGGGGUGGGGGCGGUCAAGCAGAGAGCCUCCCCCAUGCAAACUCCCCGGCAGGCAGGCAGGCUUCAGCCCCCGCUCCUGCUGCCAGUAGCUGCCUCCCCCGCUGUCAUGAGCAUCCAUAAAGGAGGAUCCCGCUUGCAGCGGCAGCAGCAGCCUGGCGAAUAGGGCGCGCGCGCGCAGGGCGCACGGAGUGGCAAAGGAGACGAGGCAGAGGCUGCGGGCUGGCGGAGGAACAGGAGAGAUUCAGAUUGCAAGCAAGCCGGGACGCUUCGUCGGCUUCGGGAAAGCCCUGCGGGGGCCGAGGGCACGCGCCUCGCUUUGCUGGGCGCAGAGGUGGAGAGGGAAGAAUCUCUCCCCCACCCCCGCUCCAAAGGGGAUUUACGCUCGCCACGUUUCUGGCGCAGCCGAAGAGAAGACUGAACUAGACGGCAAUCCACCUGUCUGCCUCUCACCGCCUACCACUUCAGGAGGGCGUCAGGACGCGAAGCCACCGGAGGCGCCUCUGGUCACUCCCCCUGCAGGGAGAGUCGAGCAGGACCCCGCGCACCCCGCCCCCUAAAGCCUUUCCAAUCUCGGUAAGGUUGGCCAGAGCAGCGCCCACGCUCCCCACCCCCCCAACGCCGGGCACGCUUCCCUUCUCCAAAGAGGCAGCUCCCUGCCACCUUCUUGGCCAGAUCUUCGCCCGCCUCCAACAUCUGGCAUAGCCAUGACUCUCUGAUCGCACGUCUCUCCACCCCGCCGCAGGCACGCAGAGUGCGCCGCCCCUGAUCCCCAAUUUUGGCCUAAGCUGAAAAGGGCACAUUGGAUCACCCCUCGUCCUGGGGCCCAGCUGAGCCCCUGGGUGCCCCCACUGCCGUCGGCGGGAUGAAGCCUUUGGAGAAAUUUCUGAAGAAGCAGGGGUCUCACUUGGCUGCCCGGGCUGGCCCCGGGGCUGGUGGGCAGCUGCCUCGCAGGCAAAGCGUCUCCAAGAUCCUGCUGCCCGGAUUCCUCAAGGAGCCCCCCGAGGAGCCCCCCGAAGGAGGCACGGACACUGCUGGCGAUGGGCGAUGGCUGGAGCUGCGGCCCCCCGAUUCCUCUCUGCGCUCCCCAACGUCCUUCUCCUCCGAGGAGCUGUCCCCAGGCGGUGGCGGAGGAGGCGAAACCCAGCUCAGCCCAGAGUCUGUACCCACCUGCUGCUGGGCGCCGCUGGCAGAACCGGAGAGCCCCGAUCGACUGCUGGGGAGGCUUCUGGAGAGGCUGGGAGGCGACCCGACAGCCCCCCAUGGGCAUGGCUGCGGUGCAGACCUGCUGCUAGACGACAUCGUCCUCACCCACUCGCUGUUCCUGCCCACAGAGCAGUUCCUGCACCAGCUGCACCAGCACUUCAUGACAGCGUCGACAAUCCCAUCACCGCCAUGUUGGAAGGAAGGCGAAGCCAUGCACCGAAAGCGAGCGGUUUUGGUUAUUUUGCUUCACUUCCUCGAGACGUACAAGGGGAUCUUGCAGGAGGAGGAGAAAGCAGGCAAAGUUAUCAAGGACCUGUAUCUGCUCAUUAUGAAGGACUCCUCCCUCUAUCACCAACUGGAAGAUGAAAUUUUGAAGCUUCAUCAGCUUGUGGAGACAGUUGAACUCAAGGUGACUGAAGAAAGCCAUCCCCCCAGCAAGCAAGUCAAACCCCUUUUCAGGCAUUUCCGGCGCAUAGAUUCCUGCCUCCAGACACGGGUGGCUUUCCGUGGCUCAGAUGAAAUCUUCUGCCGUGUUUACAUGCCAGACCACUCAUAUGUCACCAUCCGCAGCCGCCUCUCGGCCUCCGUGCAGGACAUCCUCGCCUCGGUGACUGAGAAGCUCCAGUACUCGGAUGAGCAGCCCACCCGGGAGGAGGCUCUCAUCCUGGUGGCAGUAGCGUCCUCAGGAGAGAAAUCUGUGCUACAGCCCAAUGAAGAGUGUGUUUUCACUACCCUGGGGAUAAACAGCCAUCUCUUUGCCUGCACUAAGGAGAGUUUCCCAUCGCUGGUCCCUCUCCCUGAGGAAAUCCAGGUGUCGCCAGGUGACACGGAGAUCCACCGGGUUGAAGCUGAGGAUGUGGCGAAUCACCUCACAGCCUUCCACUGGGAAUUGUUCCGUUGUGUCCAUGAGCUGGAAUUCGUGGACUACGUGUUCCAUGGGGAACGUGGUCGGCGAGAGACAGCCAACCUAGAGCUGCUGCUGCAGCGCUGCAGUGAAGUUCAGCACUGGGUGGCCACGGAGGUGCUCCUGUGCGAGUCGCUGGGGAAGCGGGCCCACCUGCUCAAGAAGUUCAUCAAGGUGGCAGCCGUAUGUAAACAGAACCAGGACAUGUUGACGUUCUAUGCCGUGGUUAUAGGGCUCAACAACGCACCUGUCAGCCGUUUGCGUCUCACCUGGGAGAAGCUUCCAGGGAAAUUUAAAAACCUGUUCCGGAAAUUUGAGAACCUAACGGACCCCUGCAGGAAUCAUAAAAGCUACAGAGAAGUCCUCUCGAGAAUGAAGCCCCCCAUUAUCCCCUUCGUGCCCCUCAUCCUAAAAGAUCUGACAUUUUUGCAUGAGGCUAGCAAAACCUUGGUGGACGGACUAGUCAAUGUAGAGAAGCUGCACUCAGUAGCAGAGAAAGUUCGGACAAUCAGGAAGUGCCGGAGCCGGCCCCUCUGCCUGGAAAUGGAGUCAUCUCCCCAACAGCUGCAGACAAAAGCUUACGUCCGGCAGUUCCAAGUUAUUGACAAUCAGAACCUGCUCUUUGAGCUCUCUCACAAGCUGGAGUCCAACAGCCAAUGAGGCAGCUGCCCACAGGGCAGGCGUCACUAGCAAAUAAUGUUUACUCUGCGCAAUACUCGAGCACUUUUUGGAUGUACAGGGGUUCCUCCUUAGGGUCUGACCCUGUUGGGAGAGGAGAGCACCGAGUCGCCAAAUGGCAGGGAUGGCCAAGCUUGGUCGGGGUGUCCCGUCCAAGAAAUCCUGGUGACUGAGGUGCAAAAUCAAAACGGCACCUCGCCUUCCUACGGUUUGAGCUUGGGACACAAUUGGCCACAGAGUUCUCCUGCCAGGGCUGGCCCCGAGAUAAUUUUGAUGCCAGAGAUUGAAAAUCUAACUAGCACCUUCCUGUCCCCUCGUCCCUCCCCCAGCAGUAAAAAAGCAAACAACUAUUUAAGUAACCGAAAAAUGUGCUGCUCUUUUAACCGUGCCCCCCAAAUCUACUGCCUUUGCCCAUUGGCAGAGCUCUCUUGGUCUCCUGUGCGAGCUUCAUUUAAGGGAAGGGAGACUCCGCCAGAGCAUCCCGUGAGUGGGACUUGCGCAGAAGAAUCUCCCAGGGAGUAUUGGGGCCCCUUAUCCUCCAUCUGUCGGUUUCCCUCUCCGCCACCUGGAACGGCGCUCCAAAUCGGCUGCCUGAGGUGACUAUCUCACUUUGCUUCACGGCAGAGUGUAGAGAAGUUUGGAGGACUGAACCCAAAAUGGCCCGAGCAGCUGGAACAGUGUUUUGUGGAGGAGGUCAAGACAAAGCAGGACAUCUUGACUUGCUUGUGGGACAACUCACACUAGCGGCCAAUGCCCUUUCUGGCAGUUUCCCUCCCCACUAUAACCGUAAUCGAACAAGUCCUUGAAAACGAACAGUUUGUGAAUCAGAAAAAUAAGCUUCCGGUCUCAUGAGUCGGACAUAGUACAGUUGCCAGAGGCAGUGUGUGCAGAAACGUCAAGAAAUGUCAGUUUGCUACCUUUCAUUUCUCCUAUUACACUACUCUUUAUCAGUGGGCAUUUUUAUUUCUGUAUUAGAAAGGUUUGAUGUGGAAACAUUAUUAUUAUUAUUAAGAAUAAUUCACAGGAGACUCUCAAAAGUAUUUUUUUGGUUCUGUUCUCACAGAACGUUGCUUUGUUUUUAAAAAGCUGGUCCAGGUAAACUGAAGUGGGAAAAUGUUUUCCCCUGGUGUUCUUAAAAUUCAGUUUUGAUUGGCUGUGAUGGAUAAGACAGUAUUCAACGAUUUCCAUUCUUUGGGAUCUAAGCUACAGGGACUUAAAACACCAAAAUUAUAAGGCUGUCGUAGUUCCUUAUUGGAGCCAGUGCGGUACAGUGUUUAGAGUGUGGGAGGCCAGGGUUCGAAUUUCCACUCAGGCUCACUCAGUGACUUUGGGUCAGUUACUGUCUCUCAGCCUAACCUACCUCACAGGGCUGUUUGUUGUGAGGAUAAAAUGGGGAGGGGAGAACCACCGCCUUGAGCUCGCUACAAACUUAACUGGCCUAAAAGUCAUUUCAGGCCCCCACAGUACUGCAGUUCUCUGACGGGGACUUAGGGCUAAAGAUUUGCCUUAACAAAGAAUCCUCGUCACUUUCACCAAACUACAAUUCCCAGGAUUCUUUGUGGGAAGCCAUGACAGUUUUAAUCGUAGUCUAGAUAUACACAGUUUCUGGUUUUGGCUGCUGUCCAAAUGUUUUUUACAUCUCUUUGUAUUGAAUAAAUUUAUUUUUAGGUAGGUUAUUUUUGGGGAGGGGUGUUGGCAAGAAACCAAUUGUCUCUUCCUCUUGAACUGGGCUCUAGAUAUAGGUCACUCUUGAGUCCUGGGAUGUGUCCUUCAGCAACUUCGAAGAGCCUCGGAGGGGCAGGGAGAUUUCCAUCUCAGGAUAGGAUAGUGGGGUUUCCCCUCUCUAUAUUAUCACAGGGACAUUGGACAUUCACAACAACAACAACAAUAUUGUCCCUUGUUAUUCACACAGUUUUGAUGGUUACACAGUAACCAUCAAAUAAAACAAUUUUUGUUCUCACUUCUCCAAAGUGCCUUUAAAGGAUGCAAUGUGUUGAUUUCAAUCUAUCUUCACGUUAAUCUGGAAUAAACUAUUGAGAUUGAUACAAGACUGGGGAAGAUUUCCAUAAACUUUUAUGGAAACAGCAUGUUGGAAGAGGGAUGAUCUUUUUCUGUACUUCCCCUCCAAUUGUGUGAACAAAAAGUUGAUUUGAAGUGUACUGUACGAAUAAGGUCAAGUGACCUCAAAGAAAGACUUCAGUUCUCAAAAGUGUUGAAUUUAAUCCAUGCUGGUAAUUGUGAGAUCAGAACCAGAGAUACUAUUUAUUUUGGAUUAUUUAAUCUGGGACAACUGGAUAGAAUUUAGUGGACCCUCCCAAUAGGUUUUAACCAACUUUCUGUGACACAGAUUGCCAAACACACAUAUAGCCCAGCCCUUCCCCCACAGAGAAUUUGUAAUCCACCCUACAGUUGAUUAUGAGGGUCAGCAGUGGGUUGCAGUGGGAUAGUCCUGCUAUCUUGCAAAAGUACUGAACCUCCUAGCAUCUUUCAAGAAACACAGGUGAAUUAUUUAUCUUCGUUAUACUUGGAGCAACUACUUGGAGCAAAGCAACUAAAAAGUUGCUUUGAGUUUAGGGAACCCCUGUGAUACCAAGUAAAAACUCUGGGUCUUGCCCUAUAACUUCUGCAUGGAAGAAUCAUAUCUCAGGGCUACGUCCCAAAAGCUGUGUGUUCCCCCUGGAAUUUGUUUCCAGUGCCAUGAUCUAAUCCUGGAAAUGUGAAGUAAUAAUAAGAAUGCCUCUGAGCCAGUCCAGAGUGCAUUGUUCACACUACUGAAUAACCACAGCCCAUUCCCACACAUUUCUUGAUUAGGGGGCAGGGAUUUCAGGUCAAGAGAGAAAGGUGCCUGCUUCUCUUUUUAGAAAUGAACUGCUUUCCCUACCAUGUUUCUAACAGCUUUAAUAUUAGGUCAAAAAUUGAUAU